CACUCGCAAAUUUGACACAACAAUUUUUCAAAAUGAAGUGCAUAUUUGCUGUUCUUUGCUUGGUGGCUGCGGCCUCAGCCAAUGAAAUCACCACUACAGCAUUCAACUACCAUGAACAGAUCGGUAUCCAUGAAGCUGCAAGGAUCAAGCAAGCCGAAGCAGCAAUGGACUUCGACGGCUCAAGAAUUGUUGGUGGUUCGCCAUCAGCUGUUGGAAACCAUCCCCACGUUGCAGGUCUGGUUAUCACUCUGACUAGUGGUUGGCAAUCAGUCUGCACUGCAUCACUGUUGACCAACAACAGAAUAGUGACGGCAGCUCACUGCUGGUGGGACGGUCGCAACCAGGCUCGCCAGUUUGUCGUGGUCCUGGGUGUGGCCACCCUCUUUACCGGAGGAGUUCGAAUCACCACAAACAAUGUCAGAAUGCAUCAGUCUUGGAACCCUUCUAAUGCCAAUAACGAUGUGGCUGUCGCUGUUAUUAACUGGGUGGGAUACACAAAUGUAAUUCAGGCUAUUGCCUUAGCUUCGGGAAACCAAGACUACGUCGGAACCUGGGCAACAGCUGCCGGUUAUGGAAGAACUAGUGACAGCCAAAGUGGAAUCCCAGCUAAUCAAGUGAGGCAUCAAGUGAACCUGCGAGUGAUCACCAACGUCGAGUGUCGGAACACAUUCGGCUCAUCGAUCGUCGUUGCGUCAACUCUUUGCACAAGUGGUCAAGGUGGUGUCGGCACAUGUGGCGGAGACUCUGGUGGUCCCCUCGCUAUUGGAAGCGGAAACUCUAGGACUUUGAUUGGUAUCUGCUCUUUCGGCUCACCUCGUGGUUGCCAAGUUGGUCUGCCUGCCGGAUUCGCCAGGGUGACAUCUUUCAACUCAUGGAUCCGUGGCAAUCUAUAAACCUUUUUUCAAUUAAAUGAAUAACAUUAUGUAAUAAAAUUGCAUGUUUAAAAAUCUUAA
Molecule: messenger RNA, 953 nt
Organism: Leptidea sinapis
Lineage: Eukaryota; Metazoa; Arthropoda; Insecta; Lepidoptera; Pieridae
Product: collagenase-like
Exons: 5
Coding region: 33-893 (286 amino acids)
Biological process (GO): proteolysis
Molecular function (GO): serine-type endopeptidase activity
Source: RefSeq, a predicted model, not a curated record